Molecule: messenger RNA, 1400 nt
Organism: Brachypodium distachyon (stiff brome)
Lineage: Eukaryota; Viridiplantae; Streptophyta; Magnoliopsida; Poales; Poaceae
Product: beta-1,3-galactosyltransferase pvg3
Exons: 1
Coding region: 153-1205 (350 amino acids)
Cellular component (GO): Golgi membrane
Molecular function (GO): hexosyltransferase activity
Source: RefSeq, a predicted model, not a curated record
AAGCUCGCCGUCGACAAAUCAGCAGCCGGAGCCCACGAGGGACCCCGACCCAGUCUACUCUAAACCUCCCUUCUUCAAUUAUCCGAUCGAAGCAGCACUCCAAUUCGUCCUCUAAGCUUCCUUCGCUAUCCCGCUUACUUGGUGCCGCGGCCAUGUCGCCCUCGUUGUACAAGCAGCUGGGCCUGGGCGGCGGCGGCGCCGGCUCCCCCGUCUCGCCCACCCACCUCCUCCUGCUCGUCCUCGGCGCCGCCUUCCUCGCUCUCACCGUCUUCGUCAUCCACCCCAACGACUUCCGCCUCCAAUCCUUCUUCUCCCCCGCCGCCACCAACUGCGCCCACCAACCUGCCGCCACCGCCACCGCGACCUUCCUUCCCACGAAGCCCUCUUCCUCGCCACCGGCGAGCACGGACGCCGCCACCUCCCCGCCGCCGGUGCGCGUGCUGAUCGGCAUCCAGACGACGCCAUCCAAAUACGAGCGACGCAACCUGCUCCGCACGGUCUACUCCCUCCAGAUCCGCGAGCACCCGCACCUCGCCGCCGCCAUCGACAUACGCUUCGUCCUCUGCAACGUCACCUCCGCCACCGACUCCACCCUCGUCUCCCUCGAGUCCCUCCUAAACCGCGACGUGCUCCUCCUCGACUGCGCCGAGAACAUGGACGGCGGCAAGACCUACGACUUCUUCUCCGCCGUCGCCCGCAACCCCCCUUCCACGCCCCCUCCCGACUACGUCAUGAAGGCCGACGACGACACGUACCUCCGGCUCCCGGCCCUUCUAGCCUGGCUCUCCGCCGCUUCCCGGGCCGACGCAUACCUGGGCCUCCAGAUGCCCUGCGACACGGAGAACUUCUACCCGUUCCCGCCCUUCAUGUCCGGGAUGGGCUACGCGCUCUCCUGGGACCUGGUGUCCUGGGUGGCCGAAUCCGAGGUCAGCCGCCGCGACCGCGUCGGGCCGGAGGACAUGUGGACGGGCCGCUGGCUCAACGUCGCCGGCAAGGCUAAGAACAGGUACGACGGCGCGCCGCGGAUGUACAACUACAGGGGUGCCUCGCCGGCCAGCUGCUUCCGCCGGGACUUCCGGCCCGACACCAUCGCCGUGCACAUGCUCAAGGAUAAUGGGCGGUGGGCCGAGACGCUCGCCUACUUCAACGCCUCCGCCGUGAUUGAGCCGGAGUACUCUGGACGCCGAGACCGCCGCCUGCCGUGAUUUGGUUGGCGGAUGAUUCGUUGUUGUUGACAGGUUCUUCGUUUUGGCAGGUACAAAAGCUAGCGUGUGUUGAAUUUGUGAAGGAGGAUGAAUAUAAUAUACUUGUGCAUGUCCAUAAUUCUUCUCUCGAUGUACUAUUCCAUUCUAUAUGUCCAAUGAAAACAAAUACUCCACUUCGUAGGACAAUUAAAAUUU